Molecule: messenger RNA, 697 nt
Organism: Cuscuta europaea
Lineage: Eukaryota; Viridiplantae; Streptophyta; Magnoliopsida; Solanales; Convolvulaceae
Source: the annotation of a GenBank genome assembly
GUAAGAGAAACGCCUAGAAUUUAGGAGUGAUGGAACGUAGUAAUACGCAAGGCCACAUUCAGGAAUCGGAAGACGAAGAAUAUGUACUGAUGGAUCUGGAUGGCGUCUCGGACCAAAUUUCAAUUCCCCAAAACGCCCCUUUUAUCCUUUCAGGCCUCGAUACUGUGAAUCCUAUUUUGAACAUUGAUGGAAAAUUCAAGCUGGUUGGAGAAUAUGUGGAGACUAUUGGGACUUGUCUUGUUUUUAGUGAAAGUGAUACCUCUCCAGUGGUUCAUGAAGAGACGGGCCCAUCUGAAACUAACCUUUUUUCAGAGAAAUGCAUAGCAGAUCCCAAGCAAACAUCAAGCAAGCAAGUAAAGCCAAUUACCCAACUUCAUAAGAUUCUCAAGUUCAAAUUAUUGUGGGAAGGUGAAGAUGAAGAACAAGAAAGGGUUAAAGCAUCAAACACAUAGUUGUAAAACCUAUCUGUUUGAUGCUUUCCCAUCUAUAGUUGGUGUUUGUUAGAGAGCUCCAUUCAGCUUGUAUAACUGUAUAAGGCAAUUAACAAUUGUUCAUUUAGGUAUUGUGUUUGUGUUUCAGAUUGUAGAUUUACUCCAAACUUUUUAGUUUUGACCACAUUGAUUAUAAUGUUGCUUUUUUAAAUCAAUUGUAUCAUACAGCUUUAUGUAAUAACGUAUUUGGAUCUGCAGUUCUGCAC